Brenthis ino (lesser marbled fritillary) is the source of this 1899-nucleotide messenger RNA. The record is from the annotation of a GenBank genome assembly. Lineage: Eukaryota; Metazoa; Arthropoda; Insecta; Lepidoptera; Nymphalidae.
AUGGCGUUUUCAUUGAGGAAAAUGCUAUCCAAUAUUACUUAUUUCAAAAAAUCUGAGGAUAGCCCUGAGAGUAGCAUAUCAGAUCCUAAUUUGAAGAAACGUCGACACACUUACGUGGGUGAUGAACCAAUUAUUAUAAAUUUCGAGUCGACAGAACCAGACUCAACAUAUCGACAGUGCACAAGUCUAAAAUUACCUGAAUCUGUGAAAAAUUUUGCUGCCAAAAAGGGUUCUUUGUCUGACACAGACUUACUAACUCUAAGUGUUGAUGCUCCUGUCCGAGAGAAACGCCGUAAAUGCAGAAAACUUAAAUUAGACAUCAGAAAAGCGAGUCAGUCAAUGAAUCAGUUAAGUGAAGACAGCUUAAGCAAUAUAGAAAAUACACCAAAACAUGUUUUGUUAGAAUGCAAAAGUUCUGAUGUAUUCAGCGAAAGGUUCCGAGGUUUUGAUUUUAAUAAAUCCUUCGACUUGUUUGAUGCAAUCUCUGAUGAUCAUCCUUCAUCACCUUUUGAAGAAGAAGAUGUAGAUAUUGAUUCGUUAUCUGACCACUCUGACUCCAACAUAUCAUUGCCGUCACACAAAUCUAUCAAAAUGUGUAGAAAAGUAACCGAAACAGAAAGUCAGUCUAGUGAUGAAAACCAAUUAGUACCAUCAGCGAGCCUUGAAUCUUUUGCUGAUGUAGAACUAGAUAAAAAUGAAGAGGAACGAAUGCAAUUAUUGCUCAAUUAUCAAAUGAAAUUGGAGAAAAUGGAAUGCUUUUUAAAAAAACUACUACACGAAUUUCAAUUUCACAUUGAAGUAUCUAAAGUUUUCCGCUCAAAAUCUAUAGUUACUGCUCUUCCUGGUACUGAUAUUUCUAAUUUACCAAAAUGUCUAGGUCAAGUGAAAUAUGUGAAUAGCUUUAAUUCAAGUGAAAGAAGUUCGAGCCCAGCCAAUUCAUGGAAUAUUGUAAUGGAAAAGGAUGAUGACCAAACCAAGUUUAAAAUAAAAAAACAACUGUUAUCUAUGAAACAUUGUAUAGAUGACUUUGUAAAAAUUAAUUUACAGAAUUACAAGGAGAAUAAAGUAACAAAAAGCAUAACCUUUAAUUUCCAAAAAACAAAAACGUCUAAACAACAGAGUGCUAGUCAUAAGAAGAAAAUGAAACACUUUGAUUUCCCUGAUCUCCGAGAAGCCAUGAUUAAUUUAUUUUCAGCAGACAAUAUGGAUUCUAUUAACUUUUACAACGAGAACAUAGAUAAUAAAUGUGUGUGUAAAUGUCACGAGCCAAGUUCUCCGUCGUCUCAAACAGAUUCUGGAUUAACUUCAAAAACAGAUUGUUCCACAUCUAUCACAUCUUCGAUUGGUAACUUUAGUUUGGAUUCUUCAACUUUAACAGCAUAUUCUGAAUCAUUAGACCAGAUUGUGAGUUAUAACAGCUUUCAAGAUACGAGCCUGUACAAUACAUUACUUCAAAAGGCUGCCAUAGAAAGAAUAACAUUCUAUGUCCAAGUACAUAGUAUACAAUUAAAAUGCGAUUCAGAAGAAAUAGAAUCUAAAAAUACAAUAAUAUUCCAUUGUCCCUCAUGCAAAGAUACCCAAAAUGAAGAAAAUGGGCUUCUAAGACAUAUUUUAAGUCAAACUCACUGUGAAAAAAUACAUUUUCUUUACAAAACUGCAUAUAUUAAAAAAUGUAUGUCAACUGGUAAAGAGAUCCAGCCAAGUACAGUGUUAAACUCUAUGAAAAUGUAUAGAGAUGAUAAUAAAAUCGUUUGUUUUGGUGACGCAGUGUAUGCUUGUUCUCUGUGCUUUGAAAAUUUAAUCGUCGGGGAAUCUGUUUUGAUGGCACAUUGUGCGGAACCAGAACAUAUAAAUAGAAGGGAAAAACUCGCAGAUAUAAUUGCUACCUACAUAAAGGUU